AUUGGUUUAAUUAUCGUAAUAUGCUUUCCGUCGAUAGCUCCGAUACAGUUGGGGAAGAAACAAUGUUUUUGAAAAUCUUCGACAAUUUUUAUCCAGGCAUCUUUAUUGGGUGUAGGAAUUAUGCUUUUUUGAAAACUAAAAACUUUAAAAAAGGUAGAGACAGGAAAAGGUGCUUCCAAACGAAAAACGUAUAUAUAUACUUUGAACAACUCCUGUUUCUUGAACCACUUGCACAACAAAGAAAAACGACUUCAAAUCUAGAGACUGGAGAUGCUGACGAAACUCGAACUGAAGUUUUGCCGUCAACAAAUAAUACUACACAAAAGAAGAAAAACUUAGAUAAAGAAGAUGAAGUAAUAAAAGUUCUACAACAAAGAAUUCUGACAGCACCAAAUACGGAUACAAUUAUAUCACAAGACGAUGAUACUUUAUUCUGUCUGUCACUAGUAAGCGACUUUAAAAAAAUUUUGGAUGAUAUGAAAACCGACGCUAAGUGUGAAGUUUUGCAAGUGCUUAAUAAAUAUAAAAGGGUUAGUGCUCCUGCUCAUGGACACACCACUCAGAGUGUACCAUAUAAUAAUCUUGGUCACAGUUCUCAGAAAGCACAGUAUAAUAAUCUUGGUCCGAAUGUUACGUCUAGUGUAUAUCUCCAGCAAGCAUACGCAAAUACACAUACACCUUCUGCCUCAGGGAUUGCCCAACAGCAACACCAGAGUGUCCCUCAGAUGCCCCAAAACAGUUCGCCAAUAUCAUCUAUUCAUUUAGCUUCAACUGUGACUCAACCCCAGAGAGUCACUCAGACGCAGGCGAAUAUACACAUUCCAUUAAUAUCCCCAACAUAUUCAUCGGUUUCCUCGCCUGAUUCACUUAACACCUACUCCGCAGAAGGUUAUGAAGAUAUAAGUCAAAAUGAUAGUCAGGAUAAUCAAAAUUCAAUAAUUAUCACAGAUUUAUUCUAAUGAGUUUAUUAAAUACCAUGCAAAAAAUGUAAUAAAAGUAAAUAAAGUAUUACCUUAAGCACAUUGAAAGCC
This is a messenger RNA of Acanthoscelides obtectus, 1031 nucleotides long. Lineage: Eukaryota; Metazoa; Arthropoda; Insecta; Coleoptera; Chrysomelidae. The record is from the annotation of a GenBank genome assembly.